UUUAGCUUUCAGAACUUGGGAAUUCAGUGUGCGAAGAAGAAAGAGGUAAAAGAGGCAAUUCUACAAAGAAUUCAGCGAUGCCUGAACCCCUUUAAUGUUACACAGGAGCAGUUGCUUCAGAUAGAAGACAUUGACCUGAAUGUGGUGAGAUUGUGUUUCCAGGUGUUUCUUCCUGAUGAACAUGGCAGCUUCUCAAGAGCUCUUCCGCCGGUUGUCUCAAAUCCGAUAUAUGAUAACAGGGCACCAAACACAGCAGAGCUGAAGAUUUGUCGUGUAAACAAGAACACAGGAACAGUUAAGGGAGGAGAUGAAAUCUUUCUACUGUGUGACAAGGUUCAAAAAGAUGAUAUUGAAGUUCGUUUUUUCACUCAUGACUGGGAGGCCAAAGGUUCAUUUUCACAAGCUGACGUCCAUCGACAAGUUGCCAUUGUCUUUCGCACACCUGCAUAUUGCAAUACAAACAUUACUGAGCCUGUAUCUGUGAAAAUGCAGCUUCGAAGACCUUCAGACCAACAAGUCAGUGAAUCUAUGGAGUUCAGAUACCUUCCAGAUGACAGAGAUAACUGCUUUUACGAAAAAAGAAAAAGGACAGCAGAUGUUUUCCAUAAGUUGCUGCAGGAUUGGGCACCAUCAGAUACCACAGAUGUACAAUGUAUGCAAAACCAACCAGAUAAGAUCACAGUUGGUGUCCCCACUGCAAGAAGAGCCUAUGCUCUUUCAAACACCAUUAAGCAAGAGCCUCGGGAUGCUUUUAGUGGACUACAACAGGCACAAGUAAUGUCAAGUCAGCAGCAUACCAAAAGUGUGGCAAUGAACCAGAAUAAUCAUAAUUUUAGUAAUGCAGUUAUCAGCAAUCCAAACCAGAUUUUCACUUCUGGCCAACAAACAUUGCUAUCUACAACCACAACAGCAGGUACCCCUCCAAACUGGAAUCCACAUCCUUCUUAUAAUACUCUAAAAGGGAAUUUACAUUUACAUACUCCUGCAAAUCAUAAUUCACUGCCAGUACUUAAUGAAGAUGUGCUGAAAUGUUUGCAACCUCCUACGCGGAACAGUCCAGUAGAUUCAGUAGGGUUUCGACAUGACAUCAGCAACAAUGGCAUUGGAGCUCAACACAUUCAACAACCUGCUGUUUUAAGCACUUCUGAUACUUUGGUAAAUCACAACCCUCAUAUGCAUAUACUUGCCAGGAAUAAUGAUGUACGUUUGGUAGGUACAAACCAUGAACAAGCUGUACCCAUUCCAGAUCUAUGGGAGCUAUCGAGUCAGCGACACACACCAUCUAUUCAAGGUAUUCAAUUGCCUCAGAACACUGCUGCUAUCAAAACUGCUCAAGCAAAUGCACAAUUACCCAAUGACAUUCGUGUAGAGGGUGUCCUUGGACACCUGAACAGCGACUUACCUUUUAACGGAGGCAUGCAGAUGGCAGAUGGCAUGGCAAGUGAUGUGUUCAGUGUUGGUGAUAUUGAAGCUAAUGAUUAUAGGAAUCAAAUAGCUUCAAAGCAUGUAGACCUGGAUUUCAUGAAUGAAUUUCAGACAGAUUCUGGUGAUUUCAAUGAAUUAUUUCAGUCUUUUUGUUAGUAAAAAGAUGGUGAAUACGUUGGAUGUCUUGCCCCAUUCAAAAGAGGGCCCUGAACUCUCACUUGAUGGUGACAUGCCAACUGGUGAUAUUCCAGGAGGCAAUCUCCAAACCUGCUGUCCAAUUAAGGACUGGGCCAAUGCCUAUGGUUGGGCCUGCAACCCUGGAAAGAUGGCAGCCCACUAGCUAAGGUGAGUGCUGAAGCUGCAGUAUGGGGGUCUAUGAGGGUUUCUCAGUCUUGAAGUACCCUCUGAACAGCUCCCAUCUAACUCCCAUCUCAUUCUGACUUGAAAAUAUUUCCCUGAUCCUUCAUUGUCACUGGAUUAAAAUCCUGUCACUCCCUCCCUACUCACAGUUUGAUAUAUCUACACCACGUGGACUACAGUGAUUCAAGGCAGCAGCUCAUCAUUUGUUCUGGAGGGCAAUAAAUAUGUCAUGACACUCUGAUCUCAUGUAUUAAUAAAAUGUUUGAAUUCAAAAGAUACAAAUUCUGAUCACAGAGACUAGGCACCCUGAGGCAACCUUCUGAUCCACGUUACUCUGGUGGCGGCCAUCAGGAGGAGGCAUCUUUCAGGCUUUGGCCUCUGGCAAACGCCUAGUCCAUUCACUGCCAGGAGGAUCCCGAUAGCAGUCCCAGUUAGCCCACAACUGGGUAAUUAAUAUUCAAAUUGGCUAUCUACUCUGGCAAGGUGGAUAAGCAUUACCAGCAAUGACCCUUUUCCAUCAAGACUGCCUGGAGGUAGGAUCAUGGCAACCUUUUACUUGACGUGUGAAUUUCUUCCCAGUAAAGCUACAAGCCAACCUUGAAGUCCAUGUCUGUGGAACUAGGAAGAUGUCCACCCAUUUGCUACGGAUCACUUCGGGAAGAUAAGUUGUUGCUUUUAGAUGGAGGUUGGUUAGAAACAUUUAAAAUGAAGCUCAGAAUAGUGUUACACAUUAAAAGAAAUGAAUUGGAAGCAGUAUUCAAAAGAAAUGUUCAAUAAUAUUCCUCAAUCUUGGUGACCUUGCACCUUCAGAUUUUUAACAUAAUCUGUGCAGCAAAUACUGUAUUUUCCUAAUUAUCUAAUGGUAAUGCAUUUUUAUUUUUUACUAUUUGAUUUAAGUUCUCAAACCAAGUGAGAAAGUCUUAAAUUAGGAAAUUAGCUCAUCUUGGUGCAUUUUACACUGUAAAGUUGUAAAUUUACUUUUAUGUAGAAAGGGACUUCCCUUGAUGUUUGUAAUGACUGUGUCAAUCUAACUGUACUUAGCAUAUAAACUUUGCAAGAUAAGUUCUCAAUUUAUAAAUCAGAUUUAUUAGGGAAAUUGAAUGUAUGCCGUAUGGUCAUUUUGUGGCAUUUGAAUUUUUUGUGAUAUGGUUUUCAAAACAAUUGCUAGCAGAAGGAUAUUAUAAAUAGUUUUCAGGAUAUUUUCACAAUGGUUCUUGCUAUUAUGAUUUUGUUUUUGAUGUUUACAAUUACUGCUGACGUUGUUUAAUUUUAUAACUUUGUAACUUUUAAAUAAAAAAUAUUUCAACAUU
Molecule: messenger RNA, 3095 nt
Organism: Rhincodon typus (whale shark)
Lineage: Eukaryota; Metazoa; Chordata; Chondrichthyes; Orectolobiformes; Rhincodontidae
Product: proto-oncogene c-Rel
Exons: 7
Biological process (GO): non-canonical NF-kappaB signal transduction; cellular response to stress; regulation of transcription by RNA polymerase II
Cellular component (GO): cytoplasm
Molecular function (GO): DNA-binding transcription factor activity, RNA polymerase II-specific; RNA polymerase II cis-regulatory region sequence-specific DNA binding
Source: RefSeq, a predicted model, not a curated record